Molecule: messenger RNA, 1612 nt
Organism: Rhizophagus irregularis DAOM 181602=DAOM 197198
Lineage: Eukaryota; Fungi; Glomeromycota; Glomeromycetes; Glomerales; Glomeraceae
Molecular function (GO): oxidoreductase activity, acting on paired donors, with incorporation or reduction of molecular oxygen; iron ion binding; monooxygenase activity
Source: RefSeq, a predicted model, not a curated record
UUUCUCUUCAAUUUUUUUUAUAAUAACAAAAAAAAAAAAUGACUUUCUUACAAAUCACUUUACAAGACUUUUUAGCUUUUUCCGGUUUAUUCGUUAUAAUCAUUGUUAGCGCUUUAUAUCUAUAUUUGUUCUAUGAAACUUUUUAUCCACCUUCAUUUCCUCCUGCUAUUAUUGUUAGCGAUAAAAAAAUUACCGAAUCCCCUGUUAAAAAUGUAAAAAAUAUCCCAACUAAACAACUAUUAAUAUCUUGUCAUCCAGACCAUAUUCCUGAUAAAGUUAAAAAGAUUGGCUUGAUACCUUAUUUACGUAAAAAACAUCUUAAGCAUGGACGUGUUUUAACAGAUUUACCUUUGAUAAAUACCAUUUCUGUUAUUGAUCCUAUGACUAUUAGAUCAAGUCUUAAUAUUGGUGACAGGCCUAGAAAUAUGUACAAAUUUCUUGAACCUAUUUGGGGUAAAGAUAAUUUGUAUGUUUUUAGUGCUGAUAGAGCUAAAAUAUAUAGGAGUUUUUUCGAUCCUGCCCUGUCUGUUGAUGUUAUCAUAGACAAGUAUCAUGAUAUGAGAAAUUUUGGAGUUGAAAUCGUUGAUAAUUGGGAAAAAAGUAUUGUUUUAAAACAUGAAAAUGUUGUCAGAAUGCAAGAUCAAGGUCUCGAAUUUUCCCUAAAGGCAACGAUACAAGCUUUAUUUGGUGUAAAUUUGCCACAAGAUUUUGAUCUAGUAGCUUACAAAAAAGCUUACGAUGAUGUUAUCAAUGGCUUAUUUGAUAAACAAUUUAAUGUGCUAAGUAAUUUACGGGACGAAAAGAUUCAGAAUUCUAUCAAACAUUUAUUUCAGGUUUUAUGCAUUUUGAUCGAUGAGAAAAAAAGGAUUAUUGCAAGUACUAUUCAAGGUGUGAAUAAUACUAUAUUACCACCAAGAAAAGAUUUACUUGAUCUUUUAGUUUCAGAAAAAGAUCCUGAAACCGGUAAAAAUUUUGAAGAUGAAAAGAUCAAGGAUAUCAUGUCAUUAUUCUUAACUUGUGGAUAUCUUACGACGGGAGUUGCAAUUUCCUGGACCAUCUUCUGCAUAACACAAGACCGGAAUGUUCAAACCAAAAUUCAAAAUGAAAUCGAUUAUAAUUUGAAAGGACAGUUACCAUUAUAUCACGAUUUGUUGAACCUUAAUUUUCUUAAUCAAGUUAUCAAGGAAUCGUUGAGAAUAUGUCCUCCAAUUCCAAUCUUGUCUCGUUAUCUUGAAAAAAAUACGGAUUUAGAAACAAUGAAUGAUCCACUUAAUCUUCAGGCGGGCACUGUAGUACUUUAUCCGAUAACAGUAACUCACGAAGAUAUACAUAUUGAGUGCGAUUCACAAAAAUUUGAUGCAUCACAACCCUCUUUUAAUCAACUUAAGGCACCUUUCAAUCAUUGUCCAUUUGGAUUUGGGGAUAGAAUUUGUCCGGCGGAAAAAUUAGCAAUGGUUGAGAUUAAAUUAAUGGUAUGUCUUAUUAUGCAAAGAUUUCAUGUUGAAUUAGCCAUGCCAUUAAAUAGAGUUAGUGGAGAUGAAAAAUUUAUUUUAAUGGCAAGAAAUGAUAUUUAUAUUAAACUGAUUCCAAGGAAAGGUAUUGAAGAGUGAUG